Messenger RNA from Lodderomyces pseudojiufengensis, 1203 nucleotides. RefSeq lists its product as uncharacterized. NCBI's taxonomy places the organism in Eukaryota, Fungi, Ascomycota, Pichiomycetes, Serinales, Debaryomycetaceae. The coding region runs from base 1 to 1203 and encodes 400 amino acids. The record is from RefSeq and is a predicted model, not a curated record. The transcript has a single exon.
AUGGAAAAUGUUUAUACGGCAUUAUGUUUAUCAUUAAUUACAAAAAAUAGAUUUGUUAUAUCAUGUGAAGAUUCAACAAAGGCAAUUGAUCAAUUUACUCAAUAUAUUUUAAAACCAAUUAAUCUAAUUAAUCCAUCUCAAAUUGUAAUAAUUGAUUUAUUACAAUCUAAAACGGAUGAAGAAAUACUUGACCAAAUGUCUUAUGAUGUUGGAGAUCAAUUAUGGUUUAAAAAUAUUAUACUAUGGAAAAAUUUACAAAAAUUGGAUUUAAUAGAAUAUAAAAGGUUAUAUAAAUUAAUAUUACAAGUUGAUAAUUAUAAUAUGAAUUCUUCAAAAUUAUUAAGUAAUUUACCAUCAAAUUUUACAAUUAAUAAAAGAAUUAUUCAAGUAUAUAAACCAAAAUUAUUUACAAUUAUUCCAUUUUUAGAAUAUGAUUUGUUUGAUAAUAAAAUAUACAAUUUUUUAAAAGAACAAUUUUGGUUGAGUGUAAAUUUUCCAAUUAUAAGUGAUCUUAAUUCCAAUAUAAUGUCUAAAUUCAAAAUAAUUCCAAAUACUCAGGACGUAUUAUUAAAUUUAAGAUCUCAAAUGGAUAAAGUAUUUAUUUCUCCAGAGAUAAAAAGUUAUAUUUAUUCAUUAGUUGUAUUUAUAAGAUGUCAUAGAAUCGCAUCAUUAUCUCCAAAAUCUGUUCGAAUCUCAACAAUAGCAAUAGAAUAUAUUCAUAAUUUUUGUAAAGCAUUAGUUUUAUGGAAAAAAUUCUUACUGAUUGAUGAACAUCCACAUGAUACCACGUUUGAUGAAAAAAUUGAAGAAAAAAUAACAACUAUUACUUCAGAUGAUGAUACUGGUGUAACAGCAACUUCAACAACAGAUAUAGAAAUGAAUCCAGAUGAUUUAUUUGUAACACCAGAAUAUGUUAAAAUAGCAAUUAGAAAAAUAGGAUAUUGGUUAGUUGAUUGGGAAUAUAAUACAAAAUUUGCAAAUACAAAUGAUUAUAAAUUUUCAAAUAAUGAAGAACAAACAAAAAUAUUAGAAAAUAAAAAAUUAGAAAUAAGUAUGCUUACUGGUGAUUGGUAUGGAACUGAUUAUUAUCAUGCAAAUGAUUAUUUAAAAGGUUAUAAACAUAAAAAGGAUUAUGAUAGUCCUACAGGAUUUACAAAUAAGAUUAUUGAAGAUUGUAUAAGUUCAGUUAGACCACCUUUAUAG